GGAUGAAACAAUACGCUUCAAAAUUUGAAGGAAAAAAUUGGAAAGAAAUUUUUGAAUUAAAUUAUAAAGAUUUGGUAGCUUUGGGAAUUGAAUCUAUUGAAGAUCGAAUUCUGUUAAUUAAGAGUUUUUGGAAGGCCAAACGUGCGAUUAUAUAUACAGAGAAAAUAAAAAAAGUGUCUGAAGUAGAUAUCGGUGGGAGCUUAUAG
This is a messenger RNA of Racocetra persica, 206 nucleotides long. Lineage: Eukaryota; Fungi; Glomeromycota; Glomeromycetes; Diversisporales; Gigasporaceae. The record is from the annotation of a GenBank genome assembly.